AUGCUUAGUAGCUCAGACUGCUUAAAAAAGCUAUCUUUUCCGAGUAGAUUUGUUCGCCAUAUUAGAGGGCAUAAAAUGUUGUAUAUUUGGUGUGCGGUGAUCGCGGCUUAUGCAGCGAUGAUCUUGUAUCUCCGACUUCCUAUGGUUGUUUUCCCUGCAUUUCUGUUUAUAACCUUUCUGGCGUCUGGUGGGCGGAAUUUCCCUAAAGUUUUCUUUCGAACGAUUCUGCGUGAUGUGAGGUACGUUUUUCUCUGAUUUUUAUCUAACAGACAAUCGAAGGUUAACAUAAUCGUUUAAUUUAUGAUCGUAAUUUGUUAAACAUGUACAUUAUUGAUCAACAAGCAUCGAUCAGGUACUCUACCGGUGUGCGACAAACGCAGACUGCAGACUUGCGCAGGUAAACGAGGUAAAUGUUGUUGUGAAAUGCUUUAACAGAUUCCCUGUCCCUAAACACUUAAAGGUUAGGGACAGGGAAUCUGUUAGAUCAUUUCACAACAAUGUUUACCUUAUUUACCUGCAAGUCUGCAGUCUGCGUUUGUCGAACACGGUCUCAGACAAAAGUGUAGUGAGGACACUUCUACCAAAAGCUGUUUUGUCUUUUGCUUUCUGGCCCGUCUCCUUGUCCUCCCAAUGUUGCUUAUUACACUAAACUUACCAAAUCUUGCACACCAACAUUGGGAGAGUAAGAAGACAGUAAAGUGUCCCAACAAUUUUGACUGAGACUGUACUUUAUCUGGUCUGUAAACGCUGUUAGAUAAACGAAAUGGUUCAUGCUUUUAGCUGUGUGUAUAUGGAAAUAUGGAUGUACUUGCAGUCUAUUCAACCUUAUUGGGAUUUUAGAUAAUUGAGGAAUCAUGCCAGCGCUGAAGGGGUGAGCUGCUAGGGCAAGCCCUAGGAUUUCACAGUAACAAUCGUUUCCGUUACCGUGUUGUUACCCUGAUCUUAAAAUAAUGGAACCGAAAAAUAGUUUGACAUGUCCUGAUAUAUUCAGACUGAGGGAUCAAAAUAUGCCAUGGUCAUGUAUACUAGGAUGUUGUUUCCUUAGUUAGUAAAAUGUUAAAUAAACAACUGGUCAAUAAAUUUAGUUUUUUCCCAACCACGUGCAUUAACCACUCCUUGCAAUUGACCAAGGACCCAAGCUGUGUUUACAAGGUUCUUCAAUUGGCAAUCAAUUUCAGAGAAGUACAGUAAUGAUUUUCACUUAUGGUAUAUAACUAAUGUCACAUUUUAUUGACAUUGUUUGGUUUCAUUGCAGGGGUAUUUUUCUUUAUUCAAAGGUGAUUUAUUACACCCGCCGUUAUAAAAGAGAAAAGAAAACAGUUCCUGAUAUAUUUCAACUAACAGUCUCCAAAUAUCCUCAAAAAGCUGCCAUAAUAUUUGAGCAGAAAACUUGGACAUUUCAAGAGGUUGAAGACUAUUCCAACAGGAUAGCCAAUUAUUUCAAGGCACUGGGUUACCAGAAAGGAGAUUGCGUGGCUGUUUUAUUAGAAUCCAGCCCUGAGUUUGUCUGUGCAUGGCUGGGACUGUCUAAACUUGGUGUUGUUACUGCUCAAAUCAACACCAAUUUGCGGCUUGAUUCACUUUGGCAUUGUAUAUCCGUUGCCAAUGUAAAAGCAGUAAUUUUUGGAUCUAAUUUCUCAGGUAAAAAAAUCUUGGCCAAAAUUACUACUAUUCAGUUUAUCCUGCAACCUAGCCCUCCAUUUGACUAUCCUAAGGGGUAAAAGGUUACGCACAAGNGAUUGCGUGGCUGUUUUAUUAGAAUCCAGCCCUGAGUUUGUCUGUGCAUGGCUGGGACUGUCUAAACUUGGUGUUGUUACUGCUCAAAUCAACACCAAUUUGCGGCUUGAUUCACUUUGGCAUUGUAUAUCCGUUGCCAAUGUAAAAGCAGUAAUUUUUGGAUCUAAUUUCUCAGGUAAAAAAAUCUUGGCCAAAAUUACUACUAUUCAGUUUAUCCUGCAACCUAGCCCUCCAUUUGACUAUCCUAAGGGGUAAAAGGUUACGCACAAGCUACACUAAACAGGCAAAGCAAGGCAGGAGGGUGUAACACUGGUGAAGGGUGAUUUUUUUCAAGUCUCACUCCUUUCCCAGCCAAUUACUUUUCACAGCUUCACAGCUUGGCCAUGAGUGACCUUCUAAGCUCACAAUUUCCCCAUGGAGAGCUUGCUUGCAGUCUGUUUCCAAUUGUUUGGUAUUUGUACACAGUGAAAUAAAAUACAGUCUGUAAAGUGCCACUUAUAAGCCUUGGGCUUCUACAUCUUCAUAGGAGGGCUUAUAAAAAAAAGGGCUUAUUUUGAUGGGGCUCAUGACCUUACUAGAAAAGCCCUUCAAAACAAGCUAUAUAUAGCAGUACUGAUAAAAAUUAUACAUUUUACAUUUACGACAACAAUGUAGUUUUUAAUUGUUAAGCUUCAAAACCCCAAGUAAAAAGUAACUAAGCAUUGCAUACACUUUUAUUUUUGCUAUUACAGGUGCUAUUAAGGAAAUCCAGACCAGAAUUCCAAGCAUAGUACAGCUGUAUUCUUUAGGAGAUUCCCCAACAUUGCCUUCAGCGACAAAUUUAGAGAAAGAGCUUGAAAAUUGUUCAUCCGUAGCACCCAAUGUCACUCACUCUAAAUCUAUUGCAGGUAAGUAAAGAAGGCAAAAACCAAGCAGUUUGUAGGAAACUGCAUGUAUGUGUUCAAUUUUAUCCUUGGUUUAAAUGUUAUUUUCUUUUGUUUUUGGGUAUGGUGAUGUAUGAUAAUGACAUGAUAAUGAGUUUGAAACAAAAAGAAAAUAACAGGUUUUUGCAGAAUUUAUGAUGGGUUAGCUGAUUGUAGAAGUAUAGGUAGAACCUGCAUUACCUGACCAGAGCUCCCAGCUGAAACCAUCGCAGCAAAUAGAAAACAAAAAUUGACAACUAGAAUGGGAGCUAAAGUCAUGCAAUUUGGUUACCUGUGUUCAGCUGUCAUGUACUACCGCAUUAAUUCGAUUAACACCUUAAAUUUUAGCAUUUCCAAUUCAGCAUUUAUUCAAGCGCAGCAUUUAUUUCAAAAUCACUUUUCUUACAUCACUGACACAGGGUUCAUACAAAGUCUUGAAUUCUUGAAAACGUCUUGAAAUUUGCCCAGUAAUUUUCCAGACCUGGGAAAAGUCUGGAAAAUGGUAAGAAGUCUGGUAAAAAGUAAGAACCCUGCUGACAACAGUUAGUGUAAAUUGUUUGUAAAUGGGCGAUUCCAGAAAAUAUCCAUACUAUACCACGGACGGCUUUUAGGAUUUCCAAAGGGGAGGGGGGGUUCACGAUUAUGGAAUUCUGAGGGCAUGGGGGGUAUUUACGAUUUGAAAUCCGAAGACAUGGGGGAAUUCCGCAGGUGGGAUUUCUGGAGUAGAAAGUGUAGAGUGAGUUCCUUGAAAACGCUAUUGUUGUGGACUUUUGUAGUUCGUAAAUAAACCACUCGAACGUAUGACCGCGGAAGCAGAAGACAAGCAUCGAUAGAUCAGACACGUGUUUACGCUCAUAACUUAUAGAAGUGAACAGUAAAACGUUGGUUUCACAUUUACCUUGAUGAAUUUCUUGCUUGUCACAUGAAUAAAAACUGAAAAUGUAUCUUUAAUUUAAUACCGCUUGCAAAUUUCUUGUUACUCCCGUCCGAUGAACAGUAAAAAACUCGCACCAGUCCCUCACUUCCAAGGAACGCCUGUCAGAUUAGAACACUUUUCGUGCACACAACAUGACAUAUAAAAGGACACAACACGACUAGACGGUAUAUUUGACCGCCAAAAGAUUUUAACAGUCUGAGUUUGAGCUAUUUUCCUUUGUAAACGUCAAAACAGCCAAGAAAACAAAGAGGAGUAAAAUUACCUUAAGUGGUGUUUAUUUUUAUAGCCAAAUUCGGACUUAAAAAGGAGUUUGCACAGCCUGGCCACUAGCGGUAGGUUUUUCUUGUCACUGAAGAGUAAAGCUUGUCGCCUGGCGCCGCUAGAUCACAGCCUUGAGGAGGCAUAAAUUCAUGUUCGUUUGUUCAUAUAGGCAUUGCUAAGUCGAAAAUGUACUUUAAAAAAAUGGAAAUUCUGAAGGGGAGGGGGGGUUCACGAUUAUGGAAUUCUGGGGGCAUGGGGGGGUAACGCAUUUUGGAAUUUCCGAAGGCAAGGGGGGGUUAAAACAUGGAAGCCGUCCGUGGUUGGGUAUGGAUAUUUUCUGGAAUUGCCCAAUAUUAUGUAAAGUAAGGUUUUUAAUGUCUCUCCUAUUUUGCUGAGCGGUCGUCCUUCUUUCCUCAGAGCCACCCACAGUGAGAGAAAAAAGUAAAAUUAUGCAAAUUAAUGGUAAAAAGGAGGAGAGAUUGGGGCAGAGAGAGGAAAAAGGAUGCCCUCGGAGGUUUUAUUGUAUUUUGAAUUACCAUAAGUGAAACAGAAAUGCCCGAUUAGUCGGCUACUUGUCAAUCUGUCAACACCAAAAAAUCUCACUCUCAAGGGAGUCAGUGUGGCUCCAACUUUUGUAGAACAUGGUGACCAGACAAGAACUGCAGUCACUGCACUCCAGUUUCCAAAUGGAAACGGAGAUCUGUUAAUGGAUUAACUAGCCCAUGCCUUUGUGGAACCUGAAGUAUAUUCUUGAUCAAAAUAUAUCCUAUCUAAAUUUCUGUACAUGACCACGAAAGGUGGUCAACCAUAAUACUGUAUCGCCAGGCUUCUUUGCUUUUAUGCUUUCUUCUUCCUGUACUUUGAGGAAUCCUGUUUUUUACAGAGUUUCGGGAUUCAUUACGAUAGUAUCAUUGCAAUACCUCACAGAUGAGAAGAGAUCCAAUGUUCCUAAUCAAACAGCAGUGAAUACCCUCGUUCCUCGUGGCUUCGCCACUCACCCCCCUUGCAUGCUCUCAAUCUACUGUGACUCAAAAGAAAAAUAAGAGAGAGCUCACAAUCUAAAUCGUAAAUGUCUGGAUGGUGUAAAUUACCAAGUUGUACCGAGUUUGUUCUAUUAUCCUCCAAUAAGCGCCACAUUCUUUCGAUAAGGUGCAGCAUUUAUUCAAGGGCGGCAUUUAUAGAUAAUUUUGCUUCAAUCUACGGCAUUUUGUCAAGGGCUGUGUUUAAUCGAAUAAAUACAAAAGUAGGUUGAGUUUGAUCGUCGGGGUGAACAUAGUCCUGAAUAGGACUGUUGUUGUUGACAGUGACUGACGUUUUGACAACCUGUGCGGUAGUCAUCUUCAGAGUCAAAGCGAGACGUUGUAUCACGUCAGUUGAUGGUAUUAUACUGUGGUUAUUGAUCUGAUUGGUCAAUUACGUCACGAUGUUAUUGGUCGUCUGUCAGUUAAGCUGUGAUGUUAUUGGCUAUGAAGACUCGUAAUCAGUAAUUGGUGCGUUUCGAUCCGUCUAUUGUCACAGUUAACCUUUGAAGUCCCAAUGGUUACCAACAUCAAUUUUCUCCUAACAAUAUCCAUAGAUUGUCAAGAGAUUAGGUUAUGAGAGUUAAUAAAAUGAUCAUCUAGGAGAAAAUGCUUUGAUCUUUUAUCAAAUUCUCAACACAUUCUUAAAGGAAAUAUGUAGAGAUCAGUUUGGAGAAUUUGUAUGUGGUUAUUGGGGCUUAAAGGGUUAAACAGUCGUCUAUUGUUUGUCAAAUUGUCAGUUCUCCAGUUGUUCUCUCGUAGUUAGUUUUGCUUGAUCUCGUGCUUUUAUUAGUUUUGUUCAUGGUCCCAAAGUACCCGCAAAAUAGGGGUUAACUGUCAGUAGGACAGUCAUUGGAUUUCUCUUCACCUCUCUUGACUGCAUUUGUCCUCUGUGGGUCUCCUAACUCGUGUACAUUCUCUUAUUCUUUUUAGAUAAGUUACUGUAUAUUUAUACAUCAGGGACUACAGGAUUGCCGAAAGCUGCAGUUAUAACAAAUGCUAGGUAUGUACAGACUGCCUGUGUAGCAAGCAUUUCCCUUCAAAUUCAUGGAGAAAGUUGGGAGGAGAGCAAAGAAGAGGAGUGAAUGGAGAGGGGUGGGAGGUUUCCUCUUCUCGCCUCCUCUUCCCCUUCAAUGUUAAUUCUAUUUGGUCAGAGGCCUGGUCUCAUCUACCCAAGAACAUUUACAAUUUUACCAUCCGCUACAUCAACAACUCCCUUCCUACACGUAAGAAUAUGGCAAGAUGGGAAUUAUUACAAAGUCCUGAUUGCUCCUGACUGCUCCUUAAUCCUGAAGCACUCCUUCAUAUUGUCGCUGGUUGAUCACUUCACCUGGAGACAAUCCUUCCCUUCAUUGCCAUUCAACCUGGAAUUUAAUGUUCACCCUUCACUCUAUGCCGAUGUUAAUGGUUUUCUGAAUCCUUCAAUAAUAACCGGUGAAAAUUAUCAUCCAGAUCUUCUUUUCCUAAUUCAGUCCAAGUGCCUACAUGUUCUAGAAAAAACAGUUGGUUUUGAGUCUAACCUUAAUAACAAUGCAGUGCGUAAAAAAAACAGAUCUUGGUCAAAGAAAUGAGCAGAAAUUACAGAUGUGUGAAAUUUGUAAACCUCUCCAUGAGCUCCCUUGGUGUUUUCUAUGACAAAUUAAUGUUCCACUUUCUUAAACAUUGGCAUUGACAAAAACCAGCAACAUUAUGUGUCAAAAAAAUGAUAAAUGUAGCCAUUAGAGUAACAUAUUACAUCUUUUGUUGUAGAAAUAGCAAUUGGGAUAGCCCAGACUUAAUGACAUUUUGAUUUUUGAAUAAUUCAAUCUCAAGCAGCCAAUUGUAACUUGCCUAUACGUAGCGAGAUUUACAAAUUAAUGUACAUUCAAAAAGACAAACAAAGAUUCCAUUAUUUAGAAAGACACUGGUAUUAACUCUUAAGGAAUAUACUGCUUUUAGCUGGAAACCAAGUUAUUUUAAUACCCCACCUCUCUUUCUUUUCAGGAACAUUACAUGUAGCUCCACGUACUCCUUUAUGACCAAUUUCUUAUCUUUUAGAUACUUUAGGAUGGCAUAUGGGAUAACAUGCGCACUCUGCGUAAGUACAGAAGACAUUGUUUACUCCUCCCUGCCCCUGUAUCACUCUUCUGCUGGCGUCCUCGGUGUCGGGCAGUGUCUCAUUAAUGGAUGUACAUUGGUUCUGCGACGCAAAUUUUCUGCCAGUCAAUUUUGGGAUGAUUGUGUAAAAUCAAAGGCUACAGUAAGUGCUGUCAUUUUUCUUUUAUUUUUGUGUUUGGUUUGGUCGGGGCAAUGUGGACACGUUUUGCAUGGGCAAAACUCAUACUCCAGUCAGUACAGUUGCAACUCUUACCCUUUUAUUGUUGUAAUCACGUAUGAGGAUGUUGUGGCUUAAUUUCAUCCUAACCUCAAUUAGUCUUUAUUUGUUUUGUGCAUGUGUGUGUAUGUAAGUGUUUGAUGUUGAGUAAAAAAAAAAGGAAAAUAAAGUUGAACCACAGGGAUAUUGAAUCUAUGGACAAAAUUAUGUUAAUAAUUUGACCAUAAUGAACCUGUACGUCAGCGGUUCUCUUGCGUUGUUUGUGUUAUUCAUGCUUCAUGAUUUUACUAAGCACUAAGUGCUUAGCAAAAGAGCUCGUACUAAUUUUUCAUGUUCUUAAACUGUUCUUGCUCGUCAACACGUUAUUUGACGAUGGAAACUUUUAUGAAGGGGUCGGAAGGUUCAUGGAGUCAAACACAGUCCUAAAGGCAAUACCUUCACUGUCAUUUUUUCUUGUGCGUUAGAUCGUUCAGUACAUUGGUGAGGUUUGCCGCUACCUUUUGGCUCAACCUUAUCGUCCUGCUGAGAAACAGCAUUCGGUGCGCUUGGCCUUUGGCAACGGUCUCCGGCCUCAGAUUUGGGAAGAGUUCCAGUCCCGGUUUGGCAUCAAACAAAUUGGGGAAUUUUAUGGCUCAACUGAAGGAACUGCCUCCGUAGUCAACAUAGACAACAAGGCUGGUGCUUGUGGUUUUGUUUCAGAGAUUGCGCCCGCUAUCUAUCCUGUGACCAUUAUCAAAGUUGAUCCUGACACGGGGGAAAUAGUGCGUGGAGCAGAUGGACUGGCUGUGAGAACCAAGCCUGGGGACGUUGGACAGAUUGUUGGGAAGAGCUCAAAAGGUAUUUUGUUUGACUUUAUUCGUGCUGAUUUUUGCGAGGCUUAUAAAAAAUUUUGUGAAAUUUAAGUCCCACAAAAGAAGCGAAGUUAAGUUGUUGUGAUUUUCGUUUUGUUAUUGUUCUGUUAAGUGUUGACUUAGACUCUUUUUAUCCUCAUUUUUUUUCUUUCAUUACGACUUUUCUGACAAAUCGCGAAAUUCAAGUUUCGCAAAAUGUACCUCUCCCAUUUUCAAAAAUUAUGUGACCGGGAAUAUUAGCACAAAUUAAUAUUUUAUUCUGUAAUAAACACCAAUUUGGCCUACUUAUUACUAAGCUUGAAGCUGCCUUGACUUAAGUCACAGGUGUCCCAACUGAUCCUUUUCUUUGAGUCACAUGUGACCCAACUGACCCCUUUUUUUAUGUCACAGGUGACCCUUCUAAUCGUUUCGAAGGCUACCUGAACCCCGUGGAGACUUCCAAGAAAGUCGCCCACGAUAUAUUCCGUAAGGAUGACACGGCCUUCCUUUCUGGAGACUUGGUAGUGAGGGAUGAGUUGGGCUACAUCUAUUUUCGCGAUCGAACCGGAGACUCGUUCCGUUGGCGCGGUGAGAACGUGUCCACAGCUGAAGUCGAGGCGAUAAUGAGCAAAGUACUUGGUCUUUGUGAUGUUGUUGUUUACGGUGUCUUGGUACCCGGCUGUGAGGGGCGUGCGGGUAUGGCGGCCAUUGUCGACCCAGACAACAAAGUUAAUCUUGAAGGUUUGGCUACUAGUCUGAAGAAAUUAUUGCCGAGUUACGCCUGUCCGAUGUUUCUUCGGAUUGUGCAUAACGUUGACAUAACUGGUACAUUUAAACUUCAGAAGAACAAGUUAAAGAGUGAAGGCUUUGAUAUAGGCCUCGUGGAAGACCAGUUAUACUACUUUGAUUCCAGAGAAAAAUUGUAUAUAGUUCUGGACGAGGUCAAAUACGAACAAAUUAUUCGAAGCGAAAUCAGAAUGUAAAAUAAAGUUAGAAGUGCAGGCGCCCCAGGUCACAGGAAGCCAAUUUAUUUGGAGCUGAAACCUGUCUAUGCCUCAUUAAUCUUUUGGCAGGUGGGGGGUGGGGGGAGGGGAUUUUAUGCCUUCUUGUCUUUCUCCGCCUUUGACGCGAUGUGGAUACCAAGUAUGAAAGUAACACCUUGCCUUGUUCUGGAGAAAGUAACCAUGACCGUGUUGUCUUCCUGUGACUCUUGAGUGAUUGUAGGCACAUAUGAAUCGUCAACUGAUCGACUAUACUGACGACUCUUAUGACUAGUCCUUUAAACUGAACGAGCUUACUCUCAUACACUUGAGAUCUUACGCAACCACGACGGCGACGGCAUAGAAAACAUCACCCAAAAAGUGCAUUACUUGAACCUUAUCGCAUUUAUUCAAACUCGCUGAAUUUGUCAAUGAAGGCAAAUUCGCCGUCGUCAUGUUUACUUCCUACAUUAAAGGGUGCAUGAGGAAAAUUUCGCUUCGUAGUCGCGCAGUGACGGCGACCUGCCUUUUUUUAAAAUAAUGAUUUUUGCCGUUCUCGCUGCCGUCGGCGUCGUCGUUGCUAAAACUCCUCUUUAGCUCACUUGAACUAUUUUAUAUGAUAUUAACGACCUCCUCCAAUUUGCUGUCCACAGACGUUUUAUCUUUCGAGGAAUUUUGCGAAUGCGUGCCGUGGGAAAAAACCCAAACGUAACCCCCAUCUGCGAGCAGUCUAGUACUACUGUAGCGGAUUUUGUUUUGAUAAGUACGCUUGGCAUUAUAGGAGCAGAUCAUCUUAAAAUCAGUUAGGCUUACCAUAAAUCCUCUAUCAAGCUCCCUCUCUAAUAAAUCCCUCUUUUUAGGGUAAGAAAGUUAUUAAGCCCCCCACCUCUCCUCCCUGGAUAGACUGACUUGGUGUAGCUUGUUCAUAUGCUAGAAGUUUGGAUUUCUAGGGUCAUGUGCUUGAGCAUUUUUACUUUGCGUUCUAGUUCUUUAUAGAGAACUGAUACAUCUUCUGGUUAUUUGAAAAAGGAGUAUGGUGCCCCAUUUCGGCAAAUUAAUGAAGCCCCCCGUCAAACGUUUUUGAAAUAAAUAGAGGAUUUAAGGUAUUACAGAACACAACAGAACACGUAAAUUUCGCAUAUCCAUAAUAUAACUGACGUAAAGGCAAGUAUUGUACGUUAAGCAUAUUUCCUCUGUAGGUAAAACCGGAGUUUUGACGAUAUGUAACUAUGUAAUGUCUGUAAUAUAUCGCUUUCGCCUUCACCAGAUAAAAAUAAGACGUCAUUGGCCAAUCAGCAUUAAACCACAUAUCAUACUUAACAACCCUUUGUCAGGUUGAAUGACAUGCGAUUAGUACAAGUCUAAACUUUUGUUUCUUUUCGUGAAGGCUAGGUUUGCACUAAUGGAGAUUUUUCCCGGAGAUUUUCCCAGAUUCAUAAAUGUUUCCGAAUUUAUUGCAUUUAGAGUAUUCGGAUCCACGGGCGCUUACAGACAUCGUGACACGUCAGUUGACUCGAAGCUUAGCGUGCUAUAAUCUGAGGGAAAAAGCUUUCCGAUUUAGUGAAAGCAGGUUGUCACAGUCGCAAGCAGAAGCGGGAGAACUAGCAUUAUCAAUAGUUUGCCAUUCCGUUUCUGGUACCGACUCCGACAAUCCGUUUUACUUUCUUUUAAUCACUGUCUCUUAGUUCGCGAGUAACCUGACCCGCUCAGAUGUCCCUCUUGUUUUGAUUUUCCGUCGAGCGAAACGCACUGGUGAAAAAUGGCCACGCGCUCACACGCCUUCGUGGCAGGCAUUCGAAAGGAAAGGGGAAGGAAAUUUGGGCGCGCCCCUCGCGCUUCUUGCGCGCCCGAAAUCCCCUUUCCCUUCCCUUUCGAACACCUGCAACGCAGGCUACGCGCGCGCCUGGAGGUGCGAGACAGGAGAGGAGCUCUCUCCUCUUGUAGCUUUGAGGCCCGCGCGCGUACCUACCCACCAUCUUUGUAGGAAAACAUGAGACGGCACGCAGGGAUCUCCUUUUUUCUGGGUUAGCUAAGAACCGUGAAAUGAUAUCGUCACUUUUGGGGAAUCGUUGAUAUCGCAGCACAACAGUGAUAACUUGUAAUAAGGUGGGCUAUACAUAUAGAGCAGCCGGGACAAAUACAGUUGCUCUACUGAACAGUUUUUGUCCUUUAGUCUAAGAGUGCAACGACUUCCUCUUUCUUCUUUCACUCUCACAAUUAUUCCUCUCCGUUUCAUUCAAAGUCGGGCUUGGUUACCCACCCUAAACAGCAUUUUGGCGUCAAUUAGGUCAAAUGGCCGCAGUUUUCGUCAGCCAAGGUUUAGCAAAUCCAGUCAUCCGAAAAAUUGACCAAACCCUUUCGUAAGCGCCCCAGGGAGUUGUUGGCAAAUUGCGCGUUUCGGAAAGGUGGCUACGCUAAAAUAUUCUUGCCCAGUCCUUUCUCUAAGUUAAAAUCGUUUUUUAAAAAACUUUUAGUUGAGAGCUUUAGAUUGUAAGACGAGGACGACAACGAGAACGAGAUUUUCUCAAUACUAAGUAGUAUACCAACAGUAUUUUGGCGGGAAAAUGUGGUAGCCGUCGUCAUUGUACUACGAGUUUUUGCGAAAUUGUCGUAGUGGCGAGAAAAAAGUUAUCAAAAGGUAGGAAAUUUUAUCAUUCAGCGAUCAAGUGAGGGCUUUACCUCUCUCAACGUAUACCUGCCAACUCUCACGCCUUAGGCGUGAGUCUCACGCCUGCGGGUUGAAAACUUCGAUCUCACGCCGGCUCACGCUUGCGGGCCAAUUUCUCACGCCUGAUUGAAAAAUGUGAGUUGUUGCCGUCUUGCUUGACACAAUUUCCAAAAAUAUGUUAACUCAGACCCAUGUAAGGAACGAAAACCAUGUGUAAAAUGAAUAAAUGACAACUGACCUUCCUCGCGAUCUCUGAUUUUUGAAGUGAAAAGCACUAGGAGCGAGCUCGCGUUUAUACGCGUCCUAAGACUGGGACUCGAUAACUUAGCCUUCGGCAGACUUCGGACGUCUUCGGAAGACUUCGGACUUCUUCGGGAAUCUUCCGAAAUGAUCGUGUCGUCUUCAAAAAUCCCAGCACUCCCAGGAUAAAAAUAUCACGCUUAUAUCUCAGAAAAAGUUGGCAGGUAUAUCAACGGUAAUAACUUAUAAGCGUACUAACUUUUGUGGUAAAAAAAGUACAAUGAAGCUUUCCGGGCUGUCUAUUUUUAGAGGAUAGGCGAGAAAACUUAAAAUUAAAUGUCGUCCUCCUCCUCGAAUCUUAAGCUCUCUUCAUGUAAUUAUCUUCAAAGGAAAACUGAUUAGCCAUUAUAAAAACCAAGUUUUUGUUCUUCUUCCCCUUCACUUCUCGUCCCCAGCGCUCUCGUAAUUCCUCUCUUCUUUUUCCUUCUGAAGUGUGAUUUUUGAAUGACCUAAAACUUGUCAGGUUUUCCCUCUUUCACCAGCACAUUUAUCUUCAGUGUGCACAAAGCUAAACUGCAGAUUAUCCGGCCACUUAAUUUGCAUCUCGUUGAUGAAGGAAAGCUAUAUUGUGUUAAGCCUCGUUUUUUCAAAGCCUUCUGAAACGUGUAAGUAAAGUAGCCGGGUAUUCUGCAAUUACUCCGUUCAUAAAAUGCGGCUUUGAGAAGCUUUUAGAAAGAUGUCCGCUUCUGUCAGUUAAAAAAAAGAGAAUGACAGAAAAAAGGGGACCAAGGGACCAACAAAAAGGUGGUUUCUGUUCAUGUGUAAUUCGUUCUAUAAAAACAGUGUACAAAGCGUGACAAGUGCCGAAAGCUUUUCUGAAUAGUUUCCAUGCAUGAUCGCUCCUUUCGUAGGUGUGGCACAGUGAAAGAAAAGAGUCGUUCGUUCCGUGGCUUUGCGUGACCAGCUGCGUGACAGCAAGUUCGAAGAAAGCGAUGGCGUACACUUGGACAGUAGUGGUAGCUGGUAUUUCGUUUCUCGUUUACUUCACCAAGCUUCCUUUUUCUCUGGUACCAGUUCUUUUAUUUGGGGCGUUUUUGGCUUCAGGAGGAAAGUCUUUUCCCAGGAUUUUCUUUCGAACAUUUUUUCGUGAUUUAAGGUACGGUACAAGUGUAAUCAAAACUCUUUCAUUGCCUUUUGUAUUCGUUUAACAAGGGCAGCAUUUAGCAAACAUUGAGAUCAGUUAUGGCUUUCUAGACUUUGUAUAGCUGUGCAGGAUGGCCGUAGCCGGGAGUCAUAGUAUACAAGAGUUAAGUUACUAAUCCGGCAAGGAGCAAGGCACCCUAAAGGUUAAAGCACCUUCGGAACUACAGUACUAGUGCGGCUGACCUUUGCAGCGUGUUUGUUUAUUUAUAAGACUACAGGUCAGAAUAGUAACAUUUCGCUAUUUCGCCUCUUCCAGGUUAUAUACUGUUCUCUUGCGUGUCGGUCCUAAAUAUAGCAGAUUGGAUUGUGUGAUUGAUUGCAAUUUCGGACGCACAAAAUUCAUGCACAAAGUACACAAGUUGUUUGUUUGUUGUGAGUUAUUUGUUUAGUUGCUGCCGUUGUUGCAUUGCGGCGUAGCGCUCGUUUUCAGGCCUCCUCCAACAACGUUCAGAUCAAGAUGGCGUUGCACUGAAGGUCGAAUAUGCUAAAGAUGACAGAGAUUUCCUCUAUUUUUCACCAAAUCAGUCCUUGUGCAUUUUAAAAUACCCGGCCACUUAUAUGCCUCUAGUUGAAUAAGAAAAGCUGCAUAUUGUGUACCAGCGAUCGACAAAAAAGAAACUAUUUGUAAAAAACUGAAUCUAUGCAGACGACGCUGUGGUUAAAUGGAAGGAUACAAAACCCGUUGAGGGGGGAGGCUAGCAAAGUAAUAAAAGCGAUUGUUGNUCCUCCAACAACGUUCAGAUCAAGAUGGCGUUGCACUGAAGGUCGAAUAUGCUAAAGAUGACAGAGAUUUCCUCUAUUUUUCACCAAAUCAGUCCUUGUGCAUUUUAAAAUACCCGGCCACUUAUAUGCCUCUAGUUGAAUAAGAAAAGCUGCAUAUUGUGUACCAGCGAUCGACAAAAAAGAAACUAUUUGUAAAAAACUGAAUCUAUGCAGACGACGCUGUGGUUAAAUGGAAGGAUACAAAACCCGUUGAGGGGGGAGGCUAGCAAAGUAAUGAAAGCGAUUGUUGGUCCCUGCUGCGAAGCCAAAUGUCGAGCACGGCGUGGCCUAGUGUUAAAUUUUCAGCCGUGCUGGGCAGGUUUUGGUUGAAAGGCCAGACGAAUUACAACCCUAGCCCUCCAGGCUGGGGAUGGGGCGAUGGGUUAAUGUCCCAUCCCAGUAAAAAAAUAUAUAUCAUUACUGAAAGCGGACAUACGUCUCAAGAUAGCAGGAGAAGUGUGGAGAACUUAUGGUUAACAGAGCGCGAAGAGGUGAGAAAAGUAGGAAGGCAGGCUGCACAUCCUGAGGGAAUGGCAGGUUUCACUAAUAAAGAAAACUAUGAAAUGUCCUAUUGCUUCCUAGAACUCACUGACCUAUUCAAGAAAUAGCUACAAUCAGGGACAAACGUAGUUGACACACUUGUUUAAAACGGGUGCUUUUAACAAACAUUUCAUUCAUUUAUUAUUUCAUUCCCUUUAAACGCCGUAAAUCCCCGACCCCCCGAAUCAAGGUUGUCUGAAGUAAAAAAAGACUUGAGGGUCCAAAAUUCAACAUUGAUUUUUGGGGGAAGGGGUUGGGGUAGACAGGGGAAGGGGAUAGGUAUAUCCACUAUGCAAAAAGGGUCCAUUUUACGGAAGUGUGUCAACACUUUUGUCCCUCAUUGUAGCUUAAUAUCAGGUCAGUAAUUGUCCUAUCCUUCGGUCAUUACAAUUUUGUCUUCAAAUUCUACACUUCGUAACACUCUCUUACUCUUUGCCAAUUGGGCCGCCGCGCGUUAGGAAACAUUUAGGACUCUUGGGCUGCCACACAUCCAGUAAGCGGUCCAUCGGGAUUCAAAACAUGGCUGUCAGUGCGCUGCCUGUUUGAAAUCUGGAGCUUUGAUUUUGUGAUUCGAGACCCCUUUGGUGAGGCUUUUUCCUCUAAUUUUAGCUACUUGACUUGUUCUAGAAGUUAAAGCUCCACCUGCAGGGAAACUUUUUCAUCCAAUGAUGGAAAGGAGGCUUCGGGGCAGGUGCAAUAUAGAACCGGUUCAAAAGAUUUUUUUAGCGCAAUGAUAGCGAGUGUUGCUACUGUCAAGCCGAAUGCUAAAUAUGGCGAAAUUAGAGUUUAGCUUAGCGUGUUACUGGAUUGACACUAAUAAAGGACUAUCGCUGAAAGCGUCAUCUUCUUAUCCCCCAACGAUGGCCAAUCUACCUUGUUAUCAACGCAGAUCAUUAAUCCAAAUUUGCAUGUAACUCACCCCCACCGACGUAGCACCACAAAUCCUUUAUUUCCAUUUACCUCUGUUUUCAAUGUUACGUUGUCUAGAGGUAUCAUACCACGAAGUACAUUUAUGUGUGUCCUGCAAUGCAUGGUUUUUAUUUCUCUUCUUUUGUCACAAAGGGAGAUAGAAAACCCUUUACUGUUAUUCCAUCUAUUGGUGUAUACCAUAUUUGUCGCCGUCUUCAUUAAUUUACUUUUAGACUAAUGGGCAUGUAUUCGCGGGCGUUUAAUGAAAAUUUGCCUGAGUUAAACUUGGGACAUUUCUGGCCAGGAAGUCUUUCUUAUGACCAGGGCUGCACCAGGAGGGUACCAGGGUGUUUAUAGCUUCCCUAUUGAAGUCAGGCCAUCACACUACUUUACGCUUUUAAUGCCGAUGGAGUGUUCUGCACCCUACCUAACCCUCCCUUUGGUAAGUGUGUUCAAUUUCCACCGGUUAGCAGUGUGACAGUGCCUGGUUGGGGUUUUACCGUGGUUACGUCUCGGCAGUUCUUGGCUUCACCAACCGCUCACACACCUUUCCUCAUGCUCACCUUUGUCGGUGGGUCUCACCCUUGUUUUGAGCGCUCAGUUAGCCAUUGUUUUCAAGGGUGACUAAAUAAUUAUUAAUACAUACUUGACUCGUAGGUACACACAAUCUCAUGUUAGAAAGAAACCUAUAUUAAGCAGUCACCCACGGGAACCACUCUAGUACAAACGUAGUACAGUUGUUCGCAAAAUACAAGUUUGUUUAACUAAAACCAUGGGAAGAAACGCGAGGGACUUUCCAAGGUUUGUGUCCACGUAAUGGAAAUAUUUUGAAGCGGUCCUUGAUAAUCAAAUUAUUUAUCUAAUAUUAAAUUUCUUUUUCCUUCGUGAAGGGCAGUUUACCUGGCUACCCCCUUGGUCAUGAGUUUAUUAAAACAUCAAAGGAACAAUGACACAAUAGCAGAUAUUUUUCGCCAAACAGUGUCCAAGCAUCCUCAAAAGACAACCUUCUUCUUUGAACAGAAAACAUGGAAAUUCCAAGAAGUGGAAGAUUUUGCCAACAGAAUUGCAAAUUACUUCAAAUCACAAGGGUAUAAGAAGGGAGACAAAGUGGCUUUACUUCUGGAAUCGUGCCCUGAAUUUGUUUGUAUAUGGCUAGGGUUAUCCAAACUUGGUGUGAUCACCGCACUCAUCAACACCAACCUCAAACGUGAUUCGCUGUGGCAUUGUGUAUCUGCUGUAGAGGUCAAAGCUAUUAUCUUUGGAACUGACUUUUCAGGUACUGUACGUCCCAGCUACCCACCUUUUUACUUAAUAAUUUUUAAAGGCCUUCUUGGGAUGCAGGAGAAGAAGAGAUGGAGUUUCGUUGCUGUUAUCAUCUACCGAUCACUUUGGCUGUAUAAGUCCCCCGCAUGCAGCAGUCACGCAGUUCAAACGUGAGCAAUUUUGCAGUUCCGUUGAUGUUAAAUUUACUGCAGGGCAUAUCCUGCAACUACACAAGAGGAAACAUUCCCACGCUCGCUCCCGGGUGUAGGUCAUCAUAAGCAAGAAGGUACUUCAUCCUUCCUUUAUCAUAAAAAGACCCUCCUUUUGAUAUUUUGCACCUCAGCAAUUCUUCCCCGGAAUUGGCAUAUUAAAUAAUAACUCGUAACUACAUAGACAGAUACGUCUAUUUCAUUAAAACUAGUGUAAAACAUAAUAUGCUUUACUUAAGCCCUCAUAAUAAAGGGAUGUAAGUUUUGUUAUUGUUUUUACUACUGUAACACAAUUCACUCUUGACAAUCUGUAACAUGUAGGUGCAGUGAAUGACAUUCAUGACCGGGUGCCAAAAACUACACACAUGUAUUACUUUGGACCUGCACCUUGCUCAGUGACCACAGCUUUAAGCUUGAUGAAGGAAUUGAAAAGAAGUUCUCUGAAACCACCAGACACUGAUCACACAAAGUCGUUUAAUGGUAGGUUUAUAGUGUGUAUACACAUGUGUAAAAUUUUGAAGCUUAACUCUCGGACAACACAUGCAGAAUCCCUGAGAAAUUCCAGUGGAAUCCAACAGGGAUUGCAAGUAGCCUGGAAUUCUACAGUAGUUCCCUGACAAUGCUGAAUACUGCCACAAUUUGGAUUUCCAGAACCCAGACAUGACUGCUUAAAUUAAUCAGAUUCUCACCAAAACCUGUAAUUCCAAGAUGUGCUUAUUUGGAAGGUAGAAUCGAUCCUGGACCUGGAAGUUUGUUAUAUUUUGCGUUGUGCAUAUGCCAAAGGCCAAAGACGAAGGCUGCAACAUAUACAGGUCAUCCACAGAGGCAGGGCAUAGGAUGAUUUUUUAGAAAUUUAUUCCUGUCAAUAGUUGUUUUUUUUUUGUAAACAAACUGGUGUUUCGCAGUUGGGUUUCCCAAAUGUUCAGUUGGUACAAUAGUUAUCUUUCCUGGAUCUUGUCUGAUUUUCUAUUUUUCAAUGCAUUUAUCACUGGUACAUGGGUUCAGCGCUCAUUUUUUGUCCUGCAUCAAUACCAUAAAUUUUGUAAGUUCCUAUAAGCUUGUAUUUCUGGAUGUAAAGGAAAAUAUCAAGAGGUAUAUAUUUAUUAAGAAAGGUGGAAUACUGUGAUUUUUUGUUGUAGACGUACUGAUGUAUAUCUACACAUCAGGAACGACUGGGCAUCCAAAGCCAGCAGUUAUAACUAACAAGAGGUAAGCAAUGUUUGAGAGAUCACAGACCUUUCACCUGAUUGAAGUCGAUAAACUGACUGACAUGGACAAUAAUUUGUUUAAGGGAACUGUUUAUCUUCAUCAUAAUUACUAACUAUGGCAGUUACUCACCCGCUACCGCGGGCAAAAGAAUUUGGCAGGCCAGGGUGUUUAUCACUCGUCUUGAAACCAUUACCUUUAUAUUUGAAAACAAAAUUGUGAUGGUGUUUCGUUAUUGCUAUCUUGGGGCCAUCUUAAGCUACCAUUUCGCCUGGCACUUUAAUAGGGGCAAAGUAACUAACUUGAUAUCUAGUUUGAAGUCUGACCCCGUUUCUGCAUUCUGCAGCUUCCACUUUGGUAUUCAACUGUUGUUUUUCGUCUCUUAGAUUUUUCUCUUUUUCCUGCGUUUACGCUAUGUACUGCGUGGCCCCCGAAGACGUCAUUUAUUGCACUUUGCCAUUGUACCACGGUGUUGGAGUGAUGAUGACUGUGGGAUGUUGCCUUACGAGAGGAAACACUGUGGCACUGAGGCGAAAGUUCUCUGCCAGUAGAUUUUGGGAUGACUGUGUGGAAACAAAAGCAACUGUAGGUGCAUGUCAAAUCUGUUAACGAUGUUCUUCUUUCAAACUUAGCUUUAUACGUCUAUUUUAAAUUUGUAAAUAUCAGCCAUAACUUAGUAAAAAAGUGAAAAUGUUAAAUGUUAGCGGGUCUUUUAGAAAUGUCCAGAGCGUCUCAAAACUCCAGGCACCAUGCCUUGUCUACCACGUCCAGCUUAAGUUCCUCAAAGCGCUGCGUUUUUCAUCUGGAAAGCUUGUACCAGUCUCCCCGCAAAAAGGAAGAAAUGAUGGGCUCUUUAUUACUGAUAUUGUGCUCGUUUAGUUUACGUUUUCCUCAUUUCUCUCAAAGCCUAGUGUUACCCGUAUAUAGGUAGUCUGCUUCACAGCCGUUCUUUGUGUCUUCACGCAAAGAACGGCUGUGCAGCAGACUAAUAUGUAGGAGGACACGUUUGCUAUUAACCUAGCAAGUCUUGUUUUUCUUUCAAAUUCAGAUUUAGAUUUAGAACACUCUAACCGCAUUGACGUAGUAAGGCCAACACAACUUGGGUUGGUCUCAAAUUUAAUUGCCGCAUGUAGGCACACACCAGAAGUUUACACUGCCAGAAAUUGAACGUUUCUUGUUCUCACCUUGACAGGUAGUUCAAUACAUUGGUGAAAUUUGUCGUUAUCUUUUGGCCCAACCUUAUCGUCCUUCCGAGAGGCAGCAUUCGGUGCGACUUGCCGUCGGGAACGGACUCCGUCCUCAGCUAUGGAAAGAGUUCCAGUCACGCUUUGGGAUCAAACAGAUCGGAGAAAACUAUGGUUCAACGGAGGGAAAUAUUGGUUUUCUCAAUAUUGACAACACACCAGGGGCUUGUGGAUUUGUUUCUGUUAUCGCACCAGCAUUGAUGACUACAAAGUUCAUCAAAGUUGACACUGCAACUGGAGAUUUACUCAGGGGUGAAAAUGAUUUGGCCGUCCUAGCAGGUCCUGGAGAACCCGGGCUUGCUGUUGGAAAGAUUGUAAAAGGUACCAGUAAUCUGUUCGUUUAGCGAAUCGUACUCAAUAUCACGAAACAACGGUUUCAUGGAAAAGCAUUGUGUUGUGCAAAAAUUAUUUCUUUCAAAGCUGUCAAAGUUGGGAACGACGUUAACUUUUUACUUGCUUCUGGAGCAUUUCUUUCUCUGGGCCCAUCCAAAAAUCUUUUAAAUUACGCAGUGUGACAUUGUUAUUCGAAGGUAGACAUUCCUUUACUGCCAUUGGAUAGCUUAUCUCCACUAACAAAUAUAUACGCUUACUCGAGCUUCAACAUUUCGAGAAUAACAGUGCUGUGACUGCCAUGACUGCAGCCUGACGAAACAGCCUGCCACUCUUAGCGACGCCACUGCUGAUUUCCCCGCUAAAUGACUUCCGAAGAAGGAGCUCAGAAAUUCCAUACUGAUGACUUGUCACUACCCAGACCUAAGUGCUUUUGAUUGGAUGAAGCAAAUAUCAUCCAAUCAAAAGCACUCUCCAGAUUUGGGAAGUGACACGUCAUCAGUAUGGAGUUUCUGAGCUCGUUCCUCAGACGUCAUUUCACAGGGAAACCAGCGACGUAAAAUGUCGACUAUUUUCUCUGGCUGCCUUGAUUUGGGCUAGGAGUUUAUUAGGACUGGAAAAGGAUUCACAUGGUGUCUACAUAACAUGAUACCGCCUAACACUCUUAACGUUUUCCCAAUUCGAUUCUCAAUAGUUCUCCCCUUUCAUGGAUAUGUUAACCAGGAGGAAACAUCCAAAAAGAUUGGCCAUGACAUUCUAGAGAAAGGAAACUCCUAUUUUCUUAGUGGCGAUCUGCUCGUCAAAGAUGAGUAUGGCUAUGUGUACUUCUAUGAUCGCAUUGGAGAUACGUUCCGCUGGAGAGGUGAAAAUGUGUCCACUGCUGAAGUGGAGGCAACAAUGAGCAAGAUACUUGGUCUCCGGGAUGUUGUUGUGUAUGGAGUUCGAGUUCCAGGUACUGAAGGAAAGGCAGGAAUGGCUGCAGUUGUUGAUUCAGAAAGCAAGAUUGAUCUGAGUAGACUUGUCCAAGGUCUAAAUGAGCAAUUGCCACAUUACGCUCAUCCUCGUUUCUUGAGGAUUGUUGACAGUGUUGCCACUACAGGAACAUUCAAGUUCCAGAAAAACAAGUUGAGAGAAGAAGGAUUUGAUGUUAGAAAAAUACAGGAUAAACUACUGUAUUAUGACGUGAAAGAAGGGCAAUAUCUCUCGUUACACGAGGACACGUUUGGUAAAAUCAACCAGGGUAAAAUCAGAAUUUAG
This is a messenger RNA of Porites evermanni, 20811 nucleotides long. Lineage: Eukaryota; Metazoa; Cnidaria; Anthozoa; Scleractinia; Poritidae. The record is from the annotation of a GenBank genome assembly.